Molecule: messenger RNA, 1851 nt
Organism: Saccharomyces cerevisiae S288C
Lineage: Eukaryota; Fungi; Ascomycota; Saccharomycetes; Saccharomycetales; Saccharomycetaceae
Gene: GLG1
Product: glycogenin glucosyltransferase GLG1
Exons: 1
Coding region: 1-1851 (616 amino acids)
Biological process (GO): glycogen biosynthetic process
Cellular component (GO): vacuole; cytoplasm
Molecular function (GO): glycosyltransferase activity; glycogenin glucosyltransferase activity
Source: RefSeq, marked reviewed
AUGUAUAAGAAGCUGGCUAUUGCCACAUUGCUCUAUUCCGCAGAUUAUUUACCAGGUGUGUUUGCCCUUGGUCACCAAGUGAAUAAAUUGUUAGAGGAAGCAGGCAAAAAAGGCGACAUUGAAACAUGCCUUAUUGUGACGACCUCUCUAUUUAAUGGCACUUUAAGCGAGCUAGCCAAGAAUAUUUUACAAUCAAUAUACACCAAAAUUGUGUUGGUAGAGCCUUUAAAUUGCCAAGAAGAAAGCAUACAGAAGAAUAGUGAGAAUUUAGCUCUUUUGGAAAGACCUGAAUUAUCCUUUGCCUUAAUCAAAGCAAGACUAUGGGAAUUAACUCAGUUCGAACAAGUUCUUUACUUGGAUUCCGACACUUUACCUCUGAAUAAAGAAUUUUUAAAGUUGUUUGACAUUAUGUCUAAACAAACCACGUCACAAGUGGGUGCUAUUGCUGAUAUCGGCUGGCCUGAUAUGUUCAAUAGCGGUGUCAUGAUGCUAAUACCGGAUGCUGAUACUGCAUCCGUUUUACAAAAUUAUAUUUUUGAAAACACUUCAAUUGAUGGUUCUGACCAGGGCAUUUUAAACCAGUUCUUCAAUCAAAAUUGUUGCACUGAUGAGCUAGUUAAAGACAGUUUCUCUCGAGAAUGGGUACAGUUAUCAUUUACGUAUAACGUAACUAUUCCUAAUUUAGGCUACCAAUCUUCACCUGCUAUGAAUUACUUUAAACCUAGCAUUAAGUUGAUUCAUUUCAUUGGGAAACACAAGCCAUGGUCAUUGUGGUCCCAAAAGAAUUUCAUUAAAAACGAGUAUCAUGAUCAAUGGAAUGAGGUAUACGAGGAAUUUAAGGAAGAACAUCAAUUAAAUAACGAAGUUUCGAAGCCAAAGAUUAGUGAUUCCGAUAAAACUGAGACUCCUGAAACGAUAACCCCAGUGGAUGCCCCUCCAUCGAACGAACCCACUACGAAUCAAGAGAUCGACACAAUUAGUACAGUGGAAGAAAACGUGGACAACCAGAACGCCGAGCCUGUUCCUAACUCGGAUCAUAGCCCUGCUCCUAACCCUGUCCCAUUGGAUUUUACCAAGUGGUUAACAACCUUUAUUAACAAAGAUCACUUGACUAAUCAGCCAGUAAAUGAAAGCAGAGAAUAUUCGAAAGAGAAUGAUAACAAUAUAAUCAAUAGCAGUUCAAACCGCGACCAAGAAAGUCCUCCAAAUAGUACUCAGGAACUAAACAGCUCUUAUAGCGUUGUGAGUACUCAAGCUGAUAGCGAUGAGCACCAAAAUGCAGAAGAGGAGGAUAGUACGACAGAUAACGCUUCAAAUUCUGGAGAAGAAAGCCACCUCGAUGAUAUAAGCACGGCCGCUUCUUCCAAUAACAAUGUAAGUAAUCAACCAGAUGGCAAAAAUUUUAGCAAUUCUAAAGAAAAUAAUAUCAGUGUCGAAUCUAGCCCUUCAAAUCCAGAACAGAAAAGGUCAACUGACAAUAUACAAAAACCAAGUGUUUCUACUAAUGACUUACCAGACGACGUAGAACCACAUACCUCUGUUGAUGACAAUAUACAGUACUUAGAAAAAGACAAGGAAGGUUAUGAAGAAUUUCUUCCGGACGUGUACGAGUCAAAUGCAAUCGAUAACGAAGAAGAAUUUUUUGAUGACGAUGCAAGAGAUGCUACCGAAGGAGAAACGAAGACGAGUGCAGUUGCAGAUAAACAGGAGGAUAUGAAACUUACAGCAGAGGAAACCAACCAACCGCAACAAGAAAUGCCCAACUUCAAAUUUGACUGGGAGGACUCUGAUUAUCUAUCCAAAGUAGAGAGGUGUUUCCCUGAUGAUAUUUUUGAGUAUGCAGUAGAGUAA